UGAGAGGUUCAGUGAGGGUUACCGACGUGUGCGAGUCCGGAGCCGUUUGGUCAAAGAGGACAACUUGCUUAAAAUAAUCUGAAAAUAUUAUUUUUUUUCAGCGGUGCGGCGUGACGUGACGUUAACUGUGAAGUAAACGUAUGAUUUUUUUUUUUCAUUGUAAAAAAACACAUUGUGUUUGUCUCGUAGCCUCAAUGCGGCUGUCAGAUUCACAUCUGCCUCAAAAUUAAAGCGAAUAUACGUUUUGAAAUAGAUGUGAAACUUUCAGUUCAUUUUGAAAUUAGCCGCGUGUUUUUCAUAAUUAGCGUUAGUUUACAUAAAGCUAACUUUAAGCGUCACGUAUUUCAUUAAAGACAACAUUUGCGCUUGAAGUCUGUCAGUUUAAACUUGCAAACGAUGUUUUACUGAUAAAAACGCCAGAAUAUUUUAUUUAUUGUUGCUUUAGUGUGUAUUUCUGUCAGACUCACCAUCAGUGUCCGUUAAAACAGUUCAGCCGAUAGUUUAACCGUUAUUUUUUUGAUGUCCCGAGAGAAGCCUGAGGGACACCGCUUUAUUAUGUCGCUUUUUUUACAGCAGGGCUGAAGGGAAAUUUAAAAGACCUAAAAAUAAAGUGUCGGUUUCUACUCCACAAAGAAUCAUUUGAACUUCCUACCGCAGAAGGAGAAGGACAUAAAUAGUUCUGACAUGUGGAUGUAAUUUCAGAAAAAAAGGCAGACAGAUGCAGAGAAAUAAAACGCGAGCGGGAGAGAGAGAGUGGGAACAGUUUGAAUCGAGCCUGCAGAUCUGUCACAAGGAAAAGCCGUGAGAAAAUAUUCAUAAUUUUACAAGCAAACGAUGUAAUGGGAGGGAAGCAUAUGGAGGCGAAAUGACUGGCUCUUUGACGGCGCUUAAACAGACGUAAACAUCAGAGAAAUCCCAUUUAAGCUGACAUCAAUUUACGUGAACUUGAGUCGGGAUGGGAGCCACGCUGAUCGUACACACUUUAGGUUUUCUCUUUUGCGGCACCUUGCUGAGUUUCGUCUAUGGUCUGGUCGAUGCUGAUGAUGUCCUCACUAAAGAGGAGCAAAUCUAUCUGCUGUUCAACGCAAAGAGGAAAUGCGAGCGAGUGAUCAAGUCCAAACAUAAAAUUACUGAGGGUUACUGCUCGCCGGAGUGGGAUGGCAUCGUAUGUUGGCCUGAGGGAGUUCCUGGAAGGAUGGUGUCCACUGCCUGCCCAGAGUACAUAUAUGACUUCAACCACAAAGGACAUGCCUACCGGCGCUGCGACAACAACGGGACCUGGGAACUGGCUUCAAAUAACAACAAAACCUGGGCUAACUACAGCGAGUGUGCCAAAUUCCUCUACCCACCGGACCAAGAGAGGGAGGUUUUUGACAGACUUUACCUGAUCUACACGGUGGGCUACUCCAUCUCUCUGGGAUCACUUAUGGUGGCCACAGUCAUCCUCGGAUACUUUCGGCGGCUACACUGCACCAGAAACUACAUCCACAUGCACCUGUUUGUAUCGUUCAUGUUGAGGGCCAUUAGUAUAUUUGUGAAAGAUGUGGUGUUGUACUCUGGUGCUGCAUUACAGGAAAUGGAACGCAUCACUGUGGAGGAUCUCAAAUCCAUCACAGAAGCCCCUCCUGCCAACAAAACCCAGUUUAUUGGCUGUAAGGUUGCCGUGACUCUCUUCUUGUACUUCUUGGCGACUAAUUAUUACUGGAUUCUGGUGGAAGGCUUGUACCUGCACAGCCUUAUCUUCAUGACCUUCUUCUCAGACAGGAAGUACCUUUGGGGCUUUACUCUGAUUGGAUGGGGUGUUCCUGCGAUGUUUGUCACCAUCUGGGCCAGCGUGAGAGCCACUCUUGCUGACACAGAGUGCUGGGAUUUAAGUGCAGGAAACCUGAAAUGGAUUGUGCAGAUCCCUAUUCUCACAGCAAUUGUUGUAAAUUUUUUGUUGUUCCUGAAUAUAAUCAGAGUCUUGGCAACAAAACUUAGAGAAACAAAUGCAGGGAGAUGUGACACCAGACAACAGUACAGAAAGCUGUUAAAGUCGACUCUGGUCCUCAUGCCGUUGUUUGGCGUUCACUACAUCGUGUUCAUGGCAAUGCCCUAUACAGAAGUGUCUGGGGUCCCGUGGCAAAUCCAGAUGCAUUAUGAAAUGCUCUUUAACUCAUUCCAGGGAUUCUUUGUUGCAAUUAUAUAUUGCUUCUGCAAUGGAGAGGUCCAAGCAGAAAUCAAAAAGUCAUGGAGUAGGAGGACACUCGCUCUGGAUUUCAAGAGAAAAGCCCGGAGCGGCAGCAACACAUACAGCUAUGGACCCAUGGUGUCUCACACCAGCGUCACAAAUGUGACGGCACGGGGCCCUCUGGCCCUGCACCUCACUACCCGCCUGGGGCCCGUCACCAUCAACGGCCACCGGAACCUUCCGGGAUACGUGAAGAAUGGCUCCGUCUCAGAGAACUCCAUCCCAUCCUCGGGUCAGGAGCUCCACAUACAAGAGGAGGAACCUUCAAAGAACUUCCAGGUGGAAAAAAACAUCCCGGUGGUGGAGGAGGAAAGAGAAACCGUCAUGUGACUUAAGAAAGAUGACAAAUGAUGUACAGAAAAACGUUGAAGGAUUAGCAAGUCCUUUGUUUCUCAGGAUUUCCUCACAAUUUGGCUUGUGGGACCAUCUCAGAUGUGUUGGAGACACAUUGACUAACCUCAUGGACCAGAUACGAUCCGUAUCUUUUAAAUGAGCCACAAUGUUCUUGCGAGACUGGAAUCUUCUACAGGCACCGGCCUCUUCACCAGCAGUGUUUGCAGGACGAGAACAGAUUUUGGUAAUGGUGAGCACCAUAAUAUAUUACACGUGUGUUUCUGCGUUGUAAACACACAACGCCUGCGCUUUCAGGUUGUUGUAUCUCCUCCUUAGAUGAAGAAUGGUGAUUCUGUUUCAUAAGCAAGUCAUAUGAAAUAUAUGGCACGGUGGACCAUGAAUUGUAAAUAAGACAUCCGUGAUAUUUUAAAUAAGCCUACAUAAAAAUGUUUUUGAUCAGCACUAAUGUCAUUUUAUUUACACUAGUUCAGAAUGAUGCAACUGUCAGCAGGGGCGAUGUAUGUAUUAUAAUAGCAGGUUUUUGUUAGUAGAAUGUGAUAUUUAUAUGUCUCUAAGCCUUGAGAGUUUAUCAGCACACUGCAAAAAUGAUUUUCUUCCUUAGUAAUUUUGUCUUGUUUUCCAGUGCAAAUGUCUCAACAUUCUUAAAUCAAGGUAUAUUUACUGGAGAAGUAAAAAUUACUCAAGACUUCAUAUCUUAAAGGGGGACCUAUUAUGCCCCUUUUUACAAGAUGUAAAAUAAGUGUGGAUGUGAAGUUUUAACUCAAAAAAUACCCCACAGAUCAUUUUUAUAGCAUGUUAAAAUUUCCACUUUUGGGGGGUGAGCAAAAACGUGCCGUUUUUGUGUCCCUUUGCAUGCAAAUGAGCUGCUGCUUCCAGCCCCCUUUCCAAAAAAGGCUCGGGCAACAACAAAACAGAAUAAUCUCACGCACUGAAAAUGUCAGAAACUUUCAUUAGCUGUGUCCAGCCUUUUAUGUUUCAGAAUCAACCUUUGUGAAAAUCCAGCGUUGAACAGAACCUUGUUUGUGAAGCAGUCCGGCAUAAAAUGAUUGGCAUAAACGUAUAAGACUUUACCUACUUUCUUCGGGACAUUUCCUUUUAAAUUAAACCUCAAUGUCCUCAGUGACUGAUGGCGGGAGUCUAUGGAGACUCAUAUGUGCAUUUGUACAUCCCGAAAAAUCUCAAAUGAGCUGCUGCUUCCAGCCCCCUUUCCAGAAAAGGGCGGAGCUUUAAGAGCUCAUGCUCCGGCAUACCUGCAACAACAAAACAGGACAAUCGCACGCACUGAAAAUGUCAGAAACUGUCAGUAGUGGUGUUCAGUGCCUUAUAUGUUCGAACCGGAGGCGUUGAAAAGACCCUCUUUGUGAAGCAGUCUGGCGUAAAAUGAUUGGUACAAACAUAUAGGAAUUUACCUACUAUCUUCGGGACAUUUCCUUUUAAAUUAAAUCUCAGUGUCCUCAGUGACUCAGAUGGCAGGAGUCUAUGGAGACUCAUAUGUGCAUUGGUACAUCCCAAAACAUCUCAAAUGAGCUGCUGCUUCCAGCCCCCUUUCCAGAAAAGGGCGGAGCUUCACAAGCUCAUGCUCCGGCAUACCUGCAACAACAAAACAGGACAAUCUCAUGCACUGAAAAUGUCAGAAACUUUCAUUAGCUGUGUCCAGCCUUUUAUGUUUCAGAAUCAACCUUUGUGAAAAUCCAGAAGCAGUCCGGCGUAAAAUGAUUGGCACAAACGUGUAAGAUUUACCUACUUUCUUGGGGACAUUUCCUUUAAAAAUAAAAUUUAACCACAAUGUCCUCAGUGACUCAGAUGGCGGAAGUCUAUGAAGACUCUUAUGUGCAUUAGUACAUCUUUCCAGAAAAGGGUGAGGCUUCAAGAUCUCAUUUUCUGGCAUACCGGCAACAACAAAACAGGACAAUCUCACGCACUGAAAAUGUCAGAAACUGUCAGUAGCGAUGUUCAGCCUUAUAUGUUUCAGAAUCAAUCUUUGUGAAAAUCCAGCGUUGAACAGAACCUUGUUUGUGAAGCAGUCCGGCGUAAAAUGAUUGGCACAAACGUAUAAGACUUUACCUACUUUCUUCAGGACAUUUCCUUUUAAAUUAAACCUCAAUGUCCUCAGUGACUGAUGGCGGGAGUCUAUGGAGACUCAUAUGUGCAUUUGUACAUCCCGAAAAAUCUCAAAUGAGCUGCUGCUUCCAGCCCCCUUUCCAGAAAAGGGCGGAGCUUCACAAGCUCAUGCUCCGGCAUACCUGCAACAACAAAACAGGACAAUCUCACGCACUGAAAAUGUCAGAAACUUUCAUUAGCUGUGUCCAGCCUUUUAUGUUUCAGAAUCAACCUUUGUGAAAAUCCAGCUUUGAACAGAACCUCAUUUGUGAAGCAGUCCGGCGUAAAAUGAUUGGCACAAACGUGUAAGAUUUACCUACUUUCUUGGGGACAUUUCCUUUAAAAAUAAAAUUUAACCACAAUGUCCUCAGUGACUCAGAUGGCGGAAGUCUAUGAAGACUCUUAUGUGCAUUAGUACAUCUUUCCAGAAAAGGGUGAGGCUUCAAGAUCUCAUUUUCUGGCAUACCGGCAACAACAAAACAGGACAAUCUCACGCACUGAAAAUGUCAGAAACUGUCAGUAGAGAUGUUCAGCCUUAUAUGUUUCAGAAUCAAUCUUUGUGAAAAUCCAGCGUUGAACAGAACCUUGUUUGUGAAGCAGUUCGGCAUAAAAUGUUUGGCACAAACGUAUAAGACUUUACCUACCUUCUUUGGGACAUUUCCUUUUAAAUUAAACCUCAAUGUCCUCAGUGACUGAUGGCGGGAGUCUAAUGAGACUCAUAUGUGCAUUGGUACAUCCCAAAACAUCUCAAAUGAGCUGCUGCUUCCAGCCCCCUUUCCAGAAAAGGGCGGAGCUUCACAAGCUCAUGCUCCGGCAUACCUGCAACAACAAAACAGGACAAUCUCACGCACUGAAAAUGUCAGAAACUGUCAGUAGUGGUGUUCAGCGCCUUAUAUAUUUGAAUCGGAGGCGUUGAAAAGACCCUCUUCGUGAAGCAGUUUGGCAUAAAAAGAUUGGUACAAACAUAUAAGAAUUUACCUACUUUCUUCAGGACAUUUCCUUUAAAAAUUCAACUUAACCACAACAUCCUCAGAUGGCGGGAGUCUAUGGAGACUCUUAUGUUCAUUGGUACAUCCCAAAACACAACACUUCUAAAGCCUCUUUGGUGCAGAUAUUGUACAACUCCAGCUGCUACAGUGAGGAUACAGAAAUGACGCACUCUGUGCUUCUCACUCAGGGCUGUGUCUAUGCUAAUAGGGCAGAUCGUCACUGGCUGUGGGCGGGGCUUCUCCAUGACAUCAUCGUAGGGGGGAAUCUGAAUCAGCUCGUUUGAAGAGACUGCUUUUGAUUUAUGGGAAUCAUAAAAAAAGUGGAUUUUUACCAUUAUAGGUUGGUUGUUCUCAUACACUGCAGACACACAUCAGUGUUCAAACUACUGGAAAACAAGACAAAAAUACUGAGGAAAAACAUCUGUUUUUUGCAGUGUAGAUUUGCCAAGUCUUGCCAAACGGUCUUUUUUCUCUUCGUGAGUCUGACAGUGAAAACAAAAGGUGAUUCCCUCUGAAUCUCUGUAGAUCCAUAUAGUACAUUAUUGCCCGUCAUGAUGAAGCGAUUAUUGCAUUUGUAAAAUGUCAAAGCAUUUUGAAAGACACAUAGCAUGAAAGAGAAAUUCUGUGUCUGUAUGUUUCAUUUUCAGGGUCAUUUUUGGCUGCCUUAACCAUUGCAAUUUAUUAUAGCAGAUUUAUUAUAAUACCGUCAAUAAUAAUAUUUAUAAAAACUGGAUUAUCUCAAACCCACUACAGUGUUACAAUGUUGUUGGUGGAUGUCAGAAUGGUUGCUAAGUUGUUCUGAGUGGUUGCUAAGGUGUUGCUAGGGUGUUUGAUAGAGUUUACUGGUCCAGUACAAAAUCUUUAUAAUCCGAACCUUUGUUAUUUAGUCAGAUCACGUAUAAAACAGCUUUUAUUAACAAGCCAAAUGAUAUGAGGUGUUCAAAAGAGGACGAGUUAUGAACAGGCAUUUAAUAUAAAAAGGUAAAGUGUGCGUCCAUAUCUCCAACUCCAUGUAUGAACAAUAAUUAUCACAUUAUAUAACAGAUCCUUACCAUUUGCAUUCAACAGAAAUUAAAAUUUAAUUAAAAUGUUUUCAUAAAUAUAAUUAAAUGCGGAGCAAAUAUUGAUCUGUUGAGCUUUUUAUCAUCAUUAUUAUAAUGCCUUGCAAUAUAUCCUUUGUCAGCACCCAGAAUACCUUUCAUUUUGCAUUUUCUUCUGUUAUUUUGUGUCCUGUUUAGACUAUAUUUCGAGUGUCAGGCCAUAAACAAAUAUAUAUAAUAAAUACACAUUCUUGGAAAUGAUCUGCACUCUAAGAGUUUUCUAGGAAUUAUUGCUCAGCGUUAAAAGCAUCAUUAGAGCUGUUUACUGAAAACACCCGAACUUCACUUUCAUCAUUAUCGUAUAAUGAAUGAGUCGUAUGUGUCGCAUAUAGAUUUCAUCCUGAAAAGUCUUUCAUUAUACGUACGCUUCACUCCACUGCCUCAGUCAAUCACUUCAUAAUGUUUGUCAUAUAUUACUGUAUACGGGAAGAUGAAAACCAUCAGAUGCCAAAAUACUAUCAUUUCAUUUUUUCAUUGUUUUUACAGCCAUAAGGAAGAACAAACAGGGUUUGUUAUGUGUGUAUGGGGAUUGUUCAUGAAGCCAUCAUCUGUUGGUCAGUAUUACAGUUUUUGAGGCUCAUGGUCUGUUAUGUGUAAUCUAAUGCUGCUUUUUGUUACUCCAUGUAUAAACAUUCAUAUUGUGUUUACAUAAUAAUGAACAGGUCCAUCCAGUUAUGAGCUCAAUGUGUUCCUCUGCAUAUAUUCGGGAAUGUAAUAUGACUAUGAAAGGGCAGUAAUUCAUAUGCUGGCAGAUCAAUAUACAGCAGUACAUAUGCUGAAAUUAAGAUCCUCAAAAAAAAAAGUUUAAGAUUUCCAAACAAAAAAUUACAAUGCAUAUAUAUGAUCUCAUGAAUAAUUGUAACCUAUUGUGUAAUUAUAAUGCUUUAUAAUGCACCUUUAGAAAGUAUAAUGCAUUAAAACACGACAAAUAACCAAUUACAGAUGGAUCUGUGAAUAUUAUAAUGCAUUUUAACUUUGGUUACACUUUUUUAUGAAAAGAUAUAAUGCACUAUAAUGUACAUUAUGAUUACUUUUAUAAUGCAUUAUACAUAAAAGCUUUAAGUAAAGUGUUGCCGGACGAUUUUGCUUGUCGAUACAUUCAGACCUUUACUGUAUUUAUAAAUAAAUAUACUUAUGCAUUCUGCUUUUCUCUAUAUAACAUGUUUGAACUUGAAUUUGAGGAAGAAAAUGUCUUUUUUUACCAUUCAGUCUUAUUUAUAAAAUGCCAUCUAUGUUUGCUCUUGUUAUGUGUCCUGGUCCUCAACAGCAGCUCAGGCUGUUUGUUUUAGACGAACGGCGAUUGAUUGGGAAUGGUGGGUGUAGUUCAGAUCUUCAGGAUUGAGGUGUCUUGUACAGCCAACAGAUCGAUCAAUGAAGAAAAUGAUCUUAUUUUUACUGCUUUGAAUGACUGUUCAACUGUUCAGCUUUACUCCUGUGCAUUUUAUCACCCAUCAUUCUUCAUGUCAUCAUUAGAAAAGUGAAUCUGACACAUUGCAGCAAGGAAUAUUUUAUCUAAAAACACAGGAGAAACCGCUCUUUUGUCUACCGUUUCUUCAAUGUCGAGCUCCAAACAAGCACCAUAGAAGCACAUUUGAGAAAAUACUCCUUUAAAAUAUUUUAAAAAAUGAAAAUUUGACAUUGUUGUUGUUGUUUAUAUGUUACAUAAAUGCAAAAUAACUUUUCUAAGUACACCAGUGUUGUAUUAUUUAGUGCUGAUCAUGUGUAUCAUGUGAAUAAGAAAUAAAUGAAAAAUGUAUAAUUAA
Messenger RNA from Megalobrama amblycephala (Wuchang bream), 8536 nucleotides. It is a transcript of the gene pth1r, whose product is annotated as parathyroid hormone 1 receptor. NCBI's taxonomy places the organism in Eukaryota, Metazoa, Chordata, Actinopteri, Cypriniformes, Xenocyprididae. Gene Ontology annotation, biological process: cell surface receptor signaling pathway; adenylate cyclase-activating G protein-coupled receptor signaling pathway; intracellular calcium ion homeostasis. The record is from RefSeq and is a predicted model, not a curated record. The transcript has 13 exons. Bases 956 to 2560 code for a protein of 534 amino acids. Gene Ontology annotation, molecular function: peptide hormone binding; parathyroid hormone receptor activity; G protein-coupled peptide receptor activity. Gene Ontology annotation, cellular component: plasma membrane.